Messenger RNA from Lampris incognitus (smalleye Pacific opah), 2937 nucleotides. RefSeq names its product telomeric repeat binding factor 2, interacting protein (gene terf2ip). Gene Ontology annotation, biological process: telomere maintenance via telomere lengthening; regulation of DNA-templated transcription. Gene Ontology annotation, molecular function: telomeric repeat DNA binding. Gene Ontology annotation, cellular component: shelterin complex. The record is from RefSeq and is a predicted model, not a curated record. The transcript has 10 exons. The coding region runs from base 176 to 2056 and encodes 626 amino acids. Lineage: Eukaryota; Metazoa; Chordata; Actinopteri; Lampriformes; Lampridae.
CGCAGUUGUCUACCCGGAAGCCGGGGCGCGGGAAACAAACCCAGGAGUCACCUGUCAGAACGAGAGUUGGAUCAGUUCAGCUGGACACAACGUUUAGUGGGCGAAACAUCUCAUCGCUCAUCCAAGUGACCUCUUCAGUCUCAGCUGACUGCAGUGCCAGUGGAGGAGCUUGACCAUGGUAUCUAAAAGAAAGGCUGGUGACAAGCCCCCUUCCAUCUCUCCAGUUCUGUUUGUGACUGUGGAUGGCGAGCCGAUGCGUUUCUUCCUGCGUCCAGGGCCCACCAAGCAGGAGCUGCAGCCCCACAUCAAGGCCGGGGGAGGCCUUCUGUGCAGGGCCCAGCAGCCAGAGGCUAUCCUACUGGCUGAGGCGGAGGAACUGGGGUCUCACGCCAAGACUACUGCUCACCGGUAUGUGUCGACCCAGUACAUCCGGGACUGUAUAGAGAAGAAUGUUCAGCUGGAUGUGGAGGACUACCGGUUGAGUCCUGAAAACAUUCCCGGUCCAUCUCGCAGACGAAAUACCAGCAUAUAUACCUUAACAGGCCGGUUAAACUACACCCCAGAGGAAGAUGAAGCCAUUUUGAGCUACAUCUCCAUGCUCAAAGAGGACAUCCGGGGAGAUGGUGUGUGGAAGGAGAUGGAGAAGAAGCAUGUAACCCCUCACAGCUGGCAGUCGAUGAAGUGCCGCUACAAAAAGAAGCUAGCCGACAGACAAAUGAAGGACAGAACAGAGGGAGACGAUAAGGAUGUGGAAAACCAAGAGAUAUAUAAUCAGAACAGCUCCCCUGCCAAGAAUGAUCUUUCUCCUGAAGCAUCCUCAUCUGAAACAUCAGUAGCACAGGCUAAUGCAGAACCUACGCUGGCUGAGAAAACUCCGCUAGAAACCUCAGAACCACAAAUGACUGACCCCGCUGUGCUGAACGUCAUGCCGGAAGAUUCUCCGGCAGCUCAGCCUAAAUCCCUCCCGGACACCCCUUCUUCUCAGAACAGGCAGACGAGGAAGAGGAAGGAGGAGAAGGCUUCUUCUCCACAAAAACAGCCUUAUCGUACGUCAGCACGCAGGCAGCUUCUGCAGGAGUCAGACCAGCCCCCGGUAUCAUCCUCAUCCUCUCCCAACCUUCACAAAGACACAUCAUCACCUCAAUUCACAAGGAAAACUAAAUCCACUGGCCAGCGUGCUGGUCAGCCAGACCCAUCAACAGAUCACCCCCCGUCCAAGAGACCCAGAGAGGAAGGUAGGGACAAAGUGACAGAGGACGGGCAAGAAGAGACUGGACAGGCGACAACCUCAGAUGUGAGAGGCGAUGCAGUGAUCCUGAAAGAAGCAGGAAAAAAAGGGAAGAGGAAGAAAAAAAGGAAGUUGGGGAUCCUGGAGAUGGCAGCAAAAGAGUUUGAAGAUGACAGCGAGUCUGAUCACGCUGAUAUGAGUGAAACCACAGACUCACAAAUCGAAGAAGAAACUGCAGCAGAGCAGCCCAGACACGCACAAAGCCCCGUGAUCAGUGUUGCAACCGCCACCACAUUUCCUGCCCCAGAGUCAGGCCCCAGUCAGGGCAGGGGCAGCGGGCCGGAGGACCGGGCCUCCAGGGAGGAUCCUCCCUUACCUGAGACAGAUUGCCCUGUGCCCAGUGAACCUGUCCCAUCCACCUCCAAGGCCCACCUCUUCAUAUUUGAGAAUGAGUCCCAGGAAGACUCCCAGCUAAACGUUUGUGACAGUGAAAUAGCUUCCUCAGUUGACCAGCCAAUCAGAAGCAAGGACACAGAGGUGUCACUGACCCAGGUACAUUUGGAGGAGGACAAGGAGCGAAUCAGAAGUCUGAUGAAACGCGCUAACCAGGACCUGGUGAGUGUGACCAAGGCUCUGUUGAAGACCAGCGGGGAUUUUUCCGCCGCCCUGCAUCUCCUGCUGAAUUCCUCCACCAUCUUGGGACCCUUUUGGAAUCGCCGUGACGACAGUCUCCUGCUGUCAGCUGACUCUGAGACACGCCAGCGGCUGCAGGAGAAAUACGGGGAGGAGAGCCUGGCCAAAAGGCUCAUCUUCCUGGAGGGGGAGUGAUGGGGAGAAGGGUGGUGAUGGAGAAUAUCACAUAGGUCAUGUGUGGAUGUUGUAGAAUGCAGACGUGUUCACACUGAGAUCAUCUGGUCCAAGCUGGGAAUACAUGCUGGGAAUACAAGCUCGCAGUCGAGUAACGUGACCAAGGCUUUUCUCAAACAUUUGAAACCAACUGAGUACAGAAGAAUAUCAGGCUUGUUAGCUGAUAUGUACCAAAGUUGUUGUUUUUUUAAUUUCCAUUGUUAGAUUUUCUGUGUGGCAGCCAUUUUUUUGCUCACACAGAAGAGUCCUGCUUUUACCUACUGUUAAAACAUGCUGAUGCUUACAUAUUUAAUAAAUCAUGUUUCUUCUGCAAAUGAUCUUCCAGUAAGUAAGGAGAAAAAGGAUCAUUUUAACUCCCCAAAUCCUUUAACCUUUUCUCAACAUGGCCGCUCCAGAGUGGUGUCUGACUGUCCGGUUGACUGGAAGUUGUGCAGGUUGAUUAUUUGUCUGUACUGCGUUGUGUGUGUUCUCAUGCAGUUUUAUGAAGUGUGAAUGAUAACGCUUUCAGCAAAGGACAAACUAAUGUCAUCGUAUUUUUAACCUUGUGGAGAAUAAUUCAACCAUUUAAUGCUAAGAUCCCAAGCUUUUAAUUGGACUUGUGUUCCUGAGAUGAGAUUUCUUCAUGUUUUUAAUGUAGGAUGUGUUUUAUUGAACAGCCGCCUGAUGUUGACAUGGGGUUGGAGUCCAGGAUGUGUGUCUUGCUUCUUCCUUCUUGGUUUAAAUAUGGGACCGCUUGUUUGCAAGAACUGCGGAUUCAAAGGGCAAACGUCAGUCUGCUGAGUACGAGUCCCUCAUUGCAAACAUGUAACAGCCCUUUGCUUGUAAUAACCAAAUAAAGUGUA